AUGCCGGUGAAAUGUUGUUUCUACAGGUCACCAGCAACAGACGCAGCGGCGUGGUCGGAGAACAUGGACACGGUUUUAACCAACCAAGCUGGUCUAGACGCCUUCCGAACCUUUCUAAAAUCAGAAUUUAGUGAAGAAAAUGUUGAGUUCUGGCUUGCCUGUGAGGACUUCAAGAAAACAGAGAGUGCGGAAAAAAUUGCUUCCAAAGCCAAGAUGAUUUAUUCUGAAUUCAUUGAGGCCGAUGCCCCUAAAGAGAUUAACAUUGACUUCAGUACCAGGGACCACAUUUCGAAGAACAUUGCGGAGCCAACUCUCAAAUGCUUUGAUGAAGCUCAGAAGUUAAUCUACAGUCUCAUGGCCAAGGAUUCUUUCCCGCGAUUUCUGAAGUCAGAGAUUUAUAAGACACUGGUAAAUAGCAAACAGGUUGGAAAUCAUAAAAAAUGGCUCCCUUUCUUAUAA
Molecule: messenger RNA, 459 nt
Organism: Phyllostomus hastatus (greater spear-nosed bat)
Lineage: Eukaryota; Metazoa; Chordata; Mammalia; Chiroptera; Phyllostomidae
Gene: RGS21
Product: regulator of G protein signaling 21
Exons: 4
Coding region: 1-459 (152 amino acids)
Source: RefSeq, a predicted model, not a curated record